AUGGCGAAGGUGGCGUCGAACGGGGCGUUCCAGGGGGAGAGCCCGCUGGACUUCGCGCUGCCGCUCAUCAUCCUGCAGAUCUGCCUCGUCCUCGUCGUCACCCGCGGCCUCGCCUACCUUUUCCGCCCGCUCCGCCAGCCCCGCGUCAUCGCCGAGAUCGUCGGAGGCAUCCUGCUUGGCCCGUCGGCGCUGGGCCGGAGCACCAAGUUCCUGCACACCGUCUUCCCGCCGGCGAGCAUGACGGUGCUGGACACGCUGGCGAACCUCGGCCUGCUCUUCUUCCUCUUCCUCGUGGGGCUCGAGCUCGACAUCUCCGCCAUCCGCCGCACCGGGAAGAAGGCGCUGGCCAUCUCCCUCUCCGGCAUCGCGCUCCCGUUCGCGCUCGGCAUCGGCACGUCGUUCGCGUUCCGCGCCACCAUCGUCAAGGACGCCCCGCAAGCGCCGUUCCUCGUGUUCAUGGGCGUCGCGCUCUCCAUAACCGCGUUCCCGGUGCUCGCGCGCAUCCUCACCGAGCUCAAGCUGCUGACCACCGACCUUGGCCGCAUGGCGCUGUCCGCCGCCGCGGUCGACGACGUCAUGGCGUGGAUCCUCCUCGCGCUCGCCAUCGCGCUCUCGGGAUCCGGCUCGCCGAUCAUCUCGCUCUGGGUCCUGCUCACCGCCGCCGCCUUUGUCGCCGCCGCGUUCUUGCUCCUGAAACCGGUGCUCGCGUGGAUGGCUCGCCAGUGCCGCGAGGGUGAACCCAUCAAGGAGCUCCACGUCUGCGCGACCCUCGGCAUCGUCCUCGCUGCCGGCUUCGCCACUGACGUCAUCGGCAUCCACGCGCUGUUCGGCGGGUUCGUCGUCGGUGUGGUCGUCCCCAAGGACGGGCCGUUCGCCGGCAUGCUCAUCGAGAAGCGGCCUCAAGACCAAUGUGGCCACCAUCAGCGGAGCCAAGUCCUGGGCUUGCUCGUGCUCGUCAUCGCGAACGCGUGCCUUGGCAAGAUCGGCGGUGCGGUCACCACCGCUCUGCUCGUCAAGAUCCCUGUACGCGAGGCGGUCACCCUUGGCUUCCUGAUGAACACCAAGGGACUCGUCGAGCUCGUCGUGCUCAACAUCGGCCGGGACCGCAAGGUCCUCAACGACGAGGCGUUCGCCAUCAUGGUGCUCAUGGCGCUCUUCACCACCUUCAUCACGACGCCCAUCGUCAUGGCGGUCUACAAGCCUGCGCGGCCGUCAGUGCCGUACAAGCGCCGCACCGUGGAGUGCGCGCCCGGUGACGACGGCGAGCUGCGCGUGCUCGCCUGCUUCCACACCAGCCGCAGCAUCCCGACUCUGCUCAACCUCGUGGAGGCGUCGCGCGGCACGGGGCGCCGCCGACUCGUCAUGUACGCCAUGCACCUCGUGGAGCUCUCGGAACGGUCGUCGGCGAUCACCAUGGUCCAGCGCGCCCGCCGCAACGGCGUGCCCUUCUUCAACAGCGCCGACAGGGAGGGGCAGAUGGUGGUGGCGUUCGAGGCGUUCCAGCAGCUGAGCUCCGUGAGGGUUCGCGCCAUGACGGCCAUCUCGGACCUAGACACCAUCCACCGGGACGUCAUCGACAGCUCCUCCGGCAAGCGCGCAGCCAUCGUCGUCAUGCCGUACCACAAGGCGCUCCAGCAGGACGGCUCGUUCCAGUCGCUCGGCUCGGCGUACCACGCCGUCAACAAGCGCGUGCUCCGCGAGGCGCCCUGCUCCGUCGCCGUCCUCGUCGACCGUGGCCUCGGUGGCCCCGCGCAGGUGUCCGCCCAGAACGUGUCCUUCUCCGUCGCGAUGCUCUUCUUCGGCGGGCCCGACGACCGUGAGGCGCUCGCCUACACGACGCGCAUGGCCGAGCAUCCGGGUGUCGCCGUCACGCUGGCAAGGUUCCGCCCGCAUUCCGACGAGGAGAGCGCCGACGACGAGGCGGCGGUCGACGCUUUCAAGUCCAAGGUCGGCAUGGUGAAGGAUGGAUCGGUGCACUUCGAGGAGCGGCAGGGGUACACCAAGGAGGAGGUGCUGGAGACCAUCAACUCGCUGUCAAAGUUCAAUGUGUUCGUCGUGGGAAGGAUGCCGCCGACGGCGGCGCUGGUGGAGAAUCCCGACGAGCUGGGCCCCGUGGGCAGCUACCUGGCGUCGCCGGAGUUCAGGACGUCGGCGUCCGUCCUAGUCAUCAAGAGAUACGACCCGGCGACGAAUCCGAAGAGCAAGAGGUUCGACCCCAGCGCGAGGCCGCCGGCGGCGACGGAGGACGUGCUCGACGAGGAGAUGGGCACCAGAUCCACUGUGGUGCCAGUGCCGUGGUCGCCGACGAGCGACGCGGCCUGA
Miscanthus lutarioriparius is the source of this 2322-nucleotide messenger RNA. NCBI's taxonomy places the organism in Eukaryota, Viridiplantae, Streptophyta, Magnoliopsida, Poales, Poaceae. The record is from the annotation of a GenBank genome assembly.